Messenger RNA from Venturia canescens, 4752 nucleotides. It is a transcript of the gene wdb, whose product is annotated as widerborst. Lineage: Eukaryota; Metazoa; Arthropoda; Insecta; Hymenoptera; Ichneumonidae. Gene Ontology annotation, molecular function: protein phosphatase activator activity. The record is from RefSeq and is a predicted model, not a curated record. Gene Ontology annotation, cellular component: nucleus; protein phosphatase type 2A complex; cytosol. The transcript has 10 exons. The coding region runs from base 1182 to 2609 and encodes 475 amino acids. Gene Ontology annotation, biological process: signal transduction; protein dephosphorylation.
CGGCGUGGCCCCGUCGAUGAUAGCCGAGUGAGCAUUACUAUUUUCAGGCACACCGAGGCACCUCUUGACGGGUUUUUUUUCGAUAAGUGAAGGGCGACGUAUACGGCUCACGCGCGGGGAACCCACAUAUUCAUUUUUCAUUCUCUUCCGUUGUUUGGUUAAUUUCCGCGUUGUGACGCGCGAGUUGUAUACGGUUGAAAAUCUUCGACGGGACGCUAGGUGAGGAGGACCGAUGCGCGAUAUUGAAGUGGUGCAUUUGAUAUAAAAAAAAAGGGAGCGAGAAAGAGAGAAAAAAGCGAAAAAUUUUCUUCUGCGAGGUGUUGUGAAAAAGAGAAGGACGACAGGGCGCGAGGCUGCGUUUCUCUCUUUCUGCUUCGUGCGCGUGUAAUUUUGUGUAUGUGAGUGUGCGUGUAGGUGUAUGGUGUGCGCGCGUGCGGUGACGAGUUCAGCGUGAGACGCUGAUUUUAACGAAAAGCCAAAAAAAAAGGAAACGAAGGAAAUUCGAAUUGAGAUAUUUUUUAUUCAAAUGUCGCGGAUUGUGGGAACAAGUCUAGGUGCUCAAAUUGCUGUACAAAAAUGAGACAGGCACGUAUGCGUUACGAGCAGCUGAUGGCGGCCGUAAAGUCCUCUCGUCGUCGUACCUUCUUCGUGUCUACGAGUUAUCGAGUUUGAGGCUCGGCGAAACUCCGUGCGUCCAACAACUGCAGCUUGUAAGGAGCCAGAGUUUCGAAGAUCCUCGUUCGCCGUCACUUGGCAGAUUUUUUUUCAUCUUUACGAAGGAGGACGGGGCCUCCGAAAAGCUGUUCAAAUCUGGAUCGUUUGGAAUAAAAGAGAAACUGAGGAGAAAAACAAAGUAUUUAUGUGUUUCACACACAGGGAAAAGAAUUUUAAGCAAAGCACUGAAGCGGUUGCUUAGAAGAAACCUCGAGUGCAGAAACAACACGGAGGGAAAGAGCGGCAGAGUGAUCGCCGCUCAGGAAUGCUUCCUCACAAACGUCUGUAGUGUCCGAAGAACGUUGCUUGUGCGUUAAACUUUAAACCCAACGCAAAAUCUUGCAAGCCAACAAAAACAAUACAGGAAGAAAAACAAACAAGCAAAACGUCGUUAUACAAAGUGCAUAGAGUAGCAGCAGCGCAUUGUCGUUGUUGCAGCUGACUCCUCCGCAACCUUGAUCAUCAAAAUGUCAGCUGGGAAUUUUGUAGAUCGCAUAGAUCCUUUUGCAAAGCGCUCGCUCAAGAAAAAAUCUAAAAAGUCACAGGGGUCGUCGAGGUACCGAAAUUCACAGGAUGUCGAGUUACAGCCAUUGCCAUCGCUCAAAGAUGUUACACCGGCGGAACAAGAGGAUCUAUUCAUCAGAAAGCUACAGCAAUGCUGCGUAGCUUUCGAUUUCAUGGAUGUCGUAGCCGAUCUCAAGGGUAAAGAGAUCAAGCGCAGCACUCUAAAUGAACUGGUUGAAUACAUCACAGCGGGACGGGGUGUUCUUACCGAGCCUGUUUACCCUGAAAUCAUUAAGAUGAUCUCAGCAAAUUUAUUUCGAACGUUGCCGCCUAGUGAAAAUCCGGACUUCGACCCGGAAGAAGAUGACCCGACCCUCGAGGCUAGCUGGCCCCACUUACAGUUGGUCUACGAGUUUUUUUUACGCUUUCUCGAGUCGUCAGAUUUUCAGCCCACGAUCGGCAAGCGAGUAAUCGACCAAAAAUUCGUUUUACAGUUGUUGGAUUUGUUUGACUCGGAAGACCCGAGGGAAAGGGACUUUUUAAAAACAGUCUUACAUCGUAUUUAUGGGAAGUUCCUCGGCCUUCGAGCCUUCAUACGCAAACAAAUAAACAACAUCUUUCUCAGGUUCGUGUACGAGACGGAACAUUUUAAUGGUGUCGGUGAAUUGCUAGAAAUUCUGGGCAGCAUCAUCAACGGUUUCGCUCUUCCGCUGAAGGUCGAGCACAAGCAGUUUUUGGUGAAGGUCCUUCUGCCACUUCACAAGGUCAAAUGUCUAUCGCUCUAUCAUGCACAGCUGGCUUACUGCGUUGUGCAGUUUUUGGAGAAAGACGCGACUUUAACGGAGCCGGUUGUACGAGGGCUCCUCAAAUUCUGGCCUAAGACAUGUAGCCAGAAAGAAGUCAUGUUCCUGGGCGAAAUCGAAGAGAUAUUGGACGUCAUAGAACCUAGCCAAUUUGUUAAAAUACAGGAACCUUUGUUCAGGCAAAUUGCGCGUUGUGUAUCGUCACCGCACUUUCAGGUUGCAGAGAGAGCGUUGUUCUUCUGGAACAAUGAAUAUAUUAUGUCGCUGAUUGAAGAAAACAAUCAUGUGAUAAUGGGAAUAAUGUUCCCGGCAUUGUACAGGAUUAGCAAAGAACACUGGAAUCAGACGAUCGUAGCAUUGGUAUAUAACGUUCUAAAAACUUUUAUGGAGAUGAACAGCAAGCUCUUUGACGAACUUACUGCCAGCUAUAAGUCUGAAAGGCAAAAAGAGAAGAAGCGUGAGAAGGAAAGAGACGAAUUGUGGAAAAAGUUGAACGAGUUGGAGAUAGAGCGACGUGGUGCUUUAACGGCAACAAGUAACACUCCAGUUCCUGCCACAACUGCACCUGUGACGCGUCCCCACCCUUGAGCUGGUGGAAACACCACACUACCACGCUGCCCAAUCGUUAGUCCUUAGUUAACAUCUGAACUGUGUCCGUACAGUGUAAAAAAAAAUACAAUGCUGAUUGAGAAACAAACAAAAAAAAAAAAGAAAUGACACGAAUCACCGUCGAUGGCGAAAAAAGUUACAAACACGCAAACCGAUCUCUAAUUUAAUGGUGAUUUUGACAAAUGAAGAAUUUAUCAUUGUAGUUGGGGCCUCCAAGGCGAAUUUUUUCUAUAUUCUUUUUCAUCUUUGUUUUUUUUUUUUUCAAACGAGUAAAAAAGCGGACGAAGGAUAUUGACAGCAGCAAAGAGAGAGAAUAAUUGACAUUUGUGCGGAGAUUUUCAUAACGCGCGGAAUGAGACUGAUCUGAAGCGAGGAAGAAGAAAGAAAUGAAUUUAAAGAAAAUUGGCGCAAAGCGAAAGGGAUGGCAGGGAUCGCACACUCACAUGCAUAAAAACGCAGACACACACACACACACACACACACACACACACACACACACACACACACACACACACACACACACACACACACACACACACACACACACACACACACAAAGAAUUUUUGUUUUUGUUUAUUUUUUUUCACGCCGUGCAUAUUUGACCGACGAGAAUUUUUUGUAUGAUUUUAUUGUGAAUAUUUAUCAUUUUAAUUCGUUCGUAGCGACAAUCGUUGAUUUCUUAUUAAUGAAAGAUUUUGUCAUGCUUCAUUGGUGAGAUUGGGAAUAGGAUGUAUGAUGAUGAGGGAAGGGGAACUUGAUGGAAAGAUGAGAAAAAAAAAUACAACUGUGCACCUUUACGCUCGCUUCGAAGAUACAGCAGUCACCAUAGUUAUUUGUCAUUUUUGUUCAUCGUCUUUUGUCCCUGCGAUACACCUUAUUCCUCUAUUUUAAAUGCGACAGACUAAUUACAUGGAUUCUUUAAUUUUAAAAACAACCGCAACAACAAAAGUUGAUGAAGCAUCAUCGUUUUUUAAUGAUUUUUUCUCUCACGCGGAUUUUGGAAGCCACGUCUCUUUCUGAUCGUCACGUUUUGGUGCGCCAGUAAAAUGGGAGUUGUUUAAAAUGUAUCAUAUAUGCGCAUUAAUGAUAAAGAUGACGUUAACUAUGACAAAGAAAACCCAACAUAGUAAAAUGGGUGUACGUGGGUGCGUCUGUGUGAAUGCGUACGUUGCGUGUGUGCACGAAUAUGUAUAUACAUAUAUGUGUACGAGCGCACGUGUGUGCGUGUUUGUGCUUGUGUGUACGGAUAUGAAAUACCUUAUAAAAAUGUAAGAAUAUUGAUGAUGUGAGCGAAAAGUGCUGCAAAAUGACAAAUUCAGUCAUUCCACACUGUACACGUUACAAAUUGAACAGACAGAGACAGACAGACACACGCACACACACCCACGGACACGGAAACGCAAACACAUCUAUCACACACUCACAUUCAAACGAAAAAUAAAUAAAUUUACAUACGCAAAGAAGAAUAUAGAAGGAAGAAAAAAACGUUCACUGGAUCAUUACAACGGAGACGGACUAGCCAGAGACUUGGGCUAGACAAACUCUAGCAAUGAGAAAGCCGACAGCGCCCCGGCAGCUCAAUCGUCGAAGAUAUAUCUUUCUGUUACUUUUAAUUUUCUUUUAAGAAUAGAAAAAGAAGAGAAAUUUAAGAGUAAUAAAUAAAAAAGAAGGAUAAGAAGACGACGCGACAAACUUAGAUACGUGCGAGUGGCAUAGCAACAGAAAUACCAUUAACUGAAUUAAUUAAAAUCGACAACCCAUUGAGAGCGGAAAAAAACGUAAACAAAGAAAAACGAGAAAUAUUAUAUGUUGUUUUUUAAGCGAAUGAAAAACAAAAAAUGAAUAAAUGAAAUAAAAGAUGAAGUACGAAAGCGAGAGGAAGAACGAACAUACAAUAAAUAAAUAAAAUUAAUUGUACCAAAAUAUUCAUGGUUGCUUAUAAAUAUAAUAAAUCAUAGAGAUACAACGCAUAAGAUUUAUUCGGAGCUGUGCUGCUCCCACCGGCUACCGUGAAAGUGUAUAACGUGGGAAAGUUUUUAAAAAUUUCUUACAAAUUGCAUAUUAACCACUGGAUAAAUAAAAAAUAGUUAUAUCAAUAAAUGGAUGGAAGUAAGGAUCGAG